Plasmodium coatneyi is the source of this 951-nucleotide messenger RNA. RefSeq names its product KIR protein. The record is from RefSeq and is a predicted model, not a curated record. Bases 1 to 951 code for a protein of 316 amino acids. NCBI's taxonomy places the organism in Eukaryota, Apicomplexa, Aconoidasida, Haemosporida, Plasmodiidae. The transcript has 2 exons.
AUGGUGACAAAAGACGCAUGCUUGGAUAAGUUACCUUCACAAAAAAUAUAUGCUGCAUUUGAACAGAACAAUGGUGGCAAACAGCAGUGUAAGGAGAGGAAUUCUGUGACGAAGGAUAUAGAGAACAUCUUAAAAGACAAAUUAAACCAACACUGGAAAAAUGAUGAAAAGAAAUGUGCAAAAAAAAUUACAGAGGUUUGGUGUGAUGUAUCUGAGUUGACGUCGAAGAAACAGGCAUGUACCGUAAUUUGCGAUUUCUUUUAUUUGUGGCUACACAAUAAAUUAUCUAACAUCUUGGGACCUUUUAUAUCAGUUGAGAAUACUAUGAGGGAUAUCUACACUAAAUUGGAGGGAAGGUCCAGCGGCAACCAAUGUAGUUAUGAAACUACGCGCGGUAAUAAUGGCGAAAACUUUCUCCAAUGGAGAAAAUUAAUAUUCGAUUAUUAUUAUGACUACAGAACUAUAUGGAACAAACUGAAGGAUUGCAGGCCCCCGGAGUGUUCCUGUAAAAGGAAAUAUGAUGGCUACUUAAAUGGAGCUAAAAGCGCUUAUAGCCAAGUAGAAGCAAAUUGUGGAUCGGAACUUCAUAGUAAUGAUGCCUUUUGUACGAAAUUCUGGAAUAAGAAGUUCCAACAAAGUGGAAGUGAUGGAGAUGGUGGUAGAAACCCUAUCCCAAAACCAGGGGACUUGAAGAAUAAAGCUAUGAGAGGGGAAUCUCCAUCAUCACCACCAGGCGAGGAAGGGGACGAGGAAGAGCAUCUCCGUUCCUGUUUGGAACAGCUGUCUGCAGCAAGUAUUGCAUCAUCAGAACAUACGUCAACAGAUCAGUUGCCACAGGUGGAGGGAGGUGGAAGUGGUGUUGCCCCAAUCGUAUCUUCCACAGUUGCCACAUUAGUAGGACUACCAGCGGUUGCCUUCUUUUUAUAUAAAGUAUACAAUUAUAAUUUAUAG